AUAUAAUUUAGUUAGCGAGCUUGCAAAUUAUCAGAGAUUACUUACAAUCUCAAGCUAGCUAAUUAGCUAGCUAGUCGUAACAAAUGUCUGGAUCUGCAUACUAGCAGAAUUAAGCAACAUUAGUACUUAAGGCACUCCCUGUUGAGCUCAUAGAUGUCAGAAUCACAGAAACAUUAAACCCAAGAGCAAGGCAAACUAACUUGUUAGCAUGUUAAUUCAAUGAUUUGCCAACAGACUACAGAGCAAUGUAUCAGCAUGCUAAGCAGCUACUUUGUAAAGCGACUUGUAUGCUAGUAGCAGGCUUGCUAAGUAGAGUAUUAAGCUUUCUAUAUAUAAUAAAUAUAUCAUGCUAGAUUACCUGACAAUUACAAAUAAUUGACACCACUUUUAGCAACAUUCACAGGGGCAAGUGUGUGUGUGUGUGUGUGUGUGUGUAUGUGCAUUUGUCUUGUCACCCAGCUCAUUAUAAUGUAGCAAUGUGUUGUUUAGGAAAAUAAGGAUAGUGAUUUUUUAACAGAUUUUUUAAUCUGUUUAAAAAAGUUUUGUUUUUUUUGUUUUUUUUGUUAGGUUACUGCAUCUGAUAAAUGAUGAACAUUGCCAGCAGUGCUAGACCUGAUGCAACGUUUGGCUGUUCCACUGCAACUUUUUGAGGCAACAAGAGCAUGAGGCAUGAGUCUGCGCGAUAUUUCAACAAGACGAUACAAUAUACUGUUCAUGGAAUGACAAAUACAAACAUGACCGCAUUGUUUAGCGUAUAACACGUUUUGUAACUGAGAGACCUGAGUAACAUGCACAUAUGUCACGACAAUAGAUGUGAUUGAAGUGCAUGCUGGGAAACUCCUAAAAAUCCGCAUAGAGUUCUCCUCAUAUACCAGAUGGGCAAACAGAUGGGCAAAAAGUAGGCUACUGUAUGGAAAUAAGACUUACUCUCAUGGGUUGCAUGGUGACACAGCUGGUAGUGUUGCUAUCUCCCAGCUCUAAGGUCCCUGUUUUUUUAUCCUUAGCUUAUUCUCCUGCUUUGCACCUUGCUUUUACAUAGGCUCCGGCUCUGUUGCGACCUUGAUCGGAUUAAAAGAAGGUUAAUGAAGAUGCCCUACACUCAUUCUUAAAAAUGAGCUCACAGUAAUGAUAAUAUCUCCUGCUCCUGAGUGAUGCAGUAGAAAAUCUUAACACCUAAAAUCAGGAAAUCACAGUUUUGAAUUCCAGUUGGGCUGCAGUCAUCUAUGCACAGGAGUCAAACAAGAAAAAUUAGCUUUGUAGUGCCAUUACUUUCUCUCGACUACCAAUCACAGUAAAACUAGACAAUCAUGGGGGUCUGUGAGCUCAUGUAUGCAGAUGAGGGUGGAUAGCACAAAGCAAGGUCCAUAAAGACAUGGAUGAGUGAGUUUGGCGUGAAGGAACUUGACUGCACAGAGUCCUGUCCUCAACCCGACAGAACACCUUUGGGAUGAAUUCGAGCGGAGACAUUCCUCUAGAAGCGCAUUUGUGAGGUCAGGCACUGAUGUUGGAUGAGAAGGUCUGGCUCGCAGUCUCCGCUCUAAUUCAUCCCAGAGGUGUUCUAUCAGGUUGAGGUCAGGACUCUGUGCAGGCCAGUCAAGUUGCUCCACACCAAACUCUCCAUCGUUCCUUUAUCAACGUUGCUUUGUGCACUGGUGUGCAAUCAUGUUGGAACAGGAAGGGGUCAUCCCCAAUUUGUUCCCACAAAGUUGAGCAUGAAAUUGAAAUCUUGCCAUGCUGUAGCAUUAAGAGUUCCUUUUACAGGAGCUAAGGGGCCGAGCCCAACCCCUGAAAAACAACACCUGAAUUCAAUUUGAGUGUCCCAAAAUUUUGGCAAUAUAUUUUAUAAAGACAAUGUCCUGAAACAGUUUCCUGGUAUUUAUUUCAGUUAGCCAUUUUAAUUUGCUUUUAUCACAGAGCACAGCUUGCUAUUUUAUUAGUAUAAAAAGUGUGUAAAAUAUAAGUAGCAUCUCUUUUCUUCCACCCCUUUGUGGAAAAAGAAAAUCCACCGUAUCCUUUUUUUUUUAGACUGAAAUAUAUAAUAAACUACCUAUAGGCACAGAAAAUGAUUGACAGCCAGUUUUAAUCUGCAAUUGGAUAAUGGAAAAUGUGACACAAGCAGCAGAAAAGCAAUAAAAGUCCCGCCCACGGCUUUCUUGAGCCUGCAGCAUUCCCACACUCCAAGCAGAACCCGGACAGCCUAGUGCGCAUGUGCAGUGGAGUUCGCGUAAUAGGCCCAGCUGCGCCCUCUGGCGUCGACAGGCACGGCGGCGUGUCAGUUUCUCAGCGGCAGCUUUUAAACCACAGCAGCGCCUUAUUGAUCAUAAAGAGGCUUCCGGAGUUCCCGACUCUGAGCUUUUCUCUUUUUUUUGUUGUUUCAUUUUUCCAACGUCAAAUCAUUUCACACCACUUCACAUCCGGACCCGAACAGCGCUGUGAAUAUGGACUAAACCAAGAAUGCAGCACGCUUGGGAAUUCAUUAUUAUUUUACACGUUAAUGUCAUCGUUUCUGAAGCACAGCCUGCAUCCUCAAUGCCUCAUGAUGGAUGGUGGGCUUACAAAGAUGUCAUAGAAGGAAGCUUUAUCCCAGUUCCCUCUUUCUGGGGAUUGGUGAACUCUGCAUGGAAACUUUGCUCCGUUGGGAAAAGACAGUCGCCGGUGAACAUUGAAACCCGCCGUUUGACUUUCGACCCCUUCCUUACCCCGCUACGCAUCACAGGAGGACGUAAGAUCAAUGGCGUGCUGUAUAACACCGGGCGUCACGUGAUCCUACGUGUGGAUGGCUCGACGCGUGUGUGUGUGUCUGGCGGUCCGCUGAGUUACACGUACACGCUGCAGGAGAUCAGACUGCAUUUCGGCAGCGAUGACACGCAUGGCUCAGAGCACCUGAUCAACGGGAAUGCCUUUCCUGGAGAGGUGCAGCUAAUCCACUAUAACCAGGAUUUAUAUUUAAACUACAGCGAAGCAGAGAAGAGCCCGCACGGCGUCGCCAUUAUCUCUCUCUUCAUGAAGAUAUCAGAGCCCACUAAUCCGUUUCUCCUCCGGAUGCUGAGCAGAGAAAUUAUCACUAGAAUAACAUACAAACAUGACGCGUAUGAACUUACGGGAUUGGAUCUGGAGGAAUUGUAUCCUGAAACGUGGCGCUUUAUAACCUAUGAAGGCUCGCUGACGGUGCCACCAUGUCUUGAAACAGUCACAUGGAUCCUGAUGAAUAAACCUGUCUACGUCUCACAUAUUGAGCUGCAGUCUCUGCGUCUCCUCAGUCAAAACGCAGCGUCUCAGAUCUUCCUCAGUUUAAGCGAUAACUAUCGGCCGCAGCAGAGCCUCAACCAGCGCUGCAUACACACCAACAUCAACGUCAACACGCACACACACCAGUGUGCUAAUACACUCAGGACACACUACAGGGUGAAUGAGUGGCUGCUGAAAUAACCCCUGUGAUAAAUGGUGUUUGUGUCUUCUGCAAAGAGACAAAAGAGAGAUGAUUAAAGACAGACGUCUUAUUUUACUGUGUAUUAUGAUUAAAUAAAGGCGCUUUGGGAGGAA
Molecule: messenger RNA, 3543 nt
Organism: Hemibagrus wyckioides
Lineage: Eukaryota; Metazoa; Chordata; Actinopteri; Siluriformes; Bagridae
Gene: ca10b
Product: carbonic anhydrase Xb
Exons: 9
Coding region: 2455-3429 (324 amino acids)
Molecular function (GO): zinc ion binding; carbonate dehydratase activity
Source: RefSeq, a predicted model, not a curated record